Messenger RNA from Saprolegnia diclina VS20, 1217 nucleotides. RefSeq names its product 60S ribosomal protein L12. Bases 91 to 588 code for a protein of 165 amino acids. Lineage: Eukaryota; Oomycota; Saprolegniomycetes; Saprolegniales; Saprolegniaceae. The transcript is spliced from 2 exons. The record is from RefSeq and is a predicted model, not a curated record. Gene Ontology annotation, cellular component: ribosome; cytosolic large ribosomal subunit. Gene Ontology annotation, biological process: translation. Gene Ontology annotation, molecular function: large ribosomal subunit rRNA binding; structural constituent of ribosome.
AUCGAGUUGGUUGGUUCGUACGCGCUGCGUGGGGCGUGACUGAGAUUGCAUUUUGGCUCACAGUCUCUCUUUGAUUUCUCUACAACCACAAUGGCUCCCCCUCCUCCGGCUGGCGAAGAACGCGUUGUGAUCCUCCGCACGACGGGCGGUGAAAUCGCGCCCGCGUCGGCGCUCGCGCCCAAGGUCGGUCCGCUCGGCCUCUCGCCCAAGAAGGUCGGCGAAGACAUUUGCAAGGCCACGCAGGACUGGAAGGGUCUCUCGGUCACGGUCAAGCUCACGAUCGUGAACCGCGUCGCGACGGUCUCGCUCAUCCCGUCGGCCUCGUCGCUCCUCGUCAAGGCCCUCAAGGAACCCCCGCGUGAUCGCAAGAAGGUCAAGAACAUCAAGCACGAUGGCAACUUGACGCUCGAGACGGUCAUUGACGUCGCCCGCACGAUGCGCUCGCGCUCGAUGGCCCGCCACUUGUCGGGCACGGUCAAGGAGAUGCUCGGCACGGCUGCGUCGCUCGGCUGCACGGUCAACGGCGAAGCCGCGACCGAGAUCCAGCGCCGCAUCACGGAAGGCGAGAUCGACAUCCCCGAAAACUAAGUUGUAAAUGCAAGAGCCAAGAGGGACACCCUUCGGACCACGUACCUGGUACCUGCUGCUGCUUCCACGCCAUCCUCCUCUGCACUUGGAUUGACUCAUCUGACCUUGACGGCAUCAUCUCUCUGCCUAGCAUCGCACCGACCGCGCGUGGCCAUGAUCCACCUCGCUCGCGCCGCUGUCACGUCGUCGCCGUCGUCGUCCUUGUUGUUGCCGGUGAGAGCACAACAAACUUUAAUAUACUCCGAACGUUCGACUGUGGAAACAAUCAACAACCCUUGAGGCGACAACGACGACGACGACAACGACGACGUGACUCGACGACCUGCGACGACGGCCACCGCGUGUCCUGCAUUUUGCAUUUUUCUGCAUUUUCAUUUGUAUAUUUUGCAUGGUUUCUACAUUUUUGCUGCAUAUCGACACGUGUGAUUUCAUUUCGUCCAGCCUUUUUGGCUGUGAUGGAAUUCCUCGUUUCUGAGUAGGCCGGACCCGCUGCACAAGCGGGGCUCGGUCACGACAUGAGACCAACCUUGAUUAAUACCGAUGAUGUACCUCGCACGCCUAGCUAGCUUUCUUCACCGCAGCAAUGACCAAAUAUAUACGAUAACUUGAUGUCACAUCUUUGCUCUAAA